UUGACCACAGCCCAGAUGUCAGGGGGCAAUCUACUGAAGGUCACAUUGGAGGCUGCCUACUCUGUGCCUGAAUCCUUUGUUCCCGUAGGACUGAAGAACUACAUGGUUGGUCUGCAAGUUCCAUCGCCUGGAGAGAAGGACUACCCCAUUUUAUUCAAGAAUGGAACUCUGAAGCUUGGAGGGGAAAGAGAACCUGUUCCCCGGCCAAAAAAAUGGCCCAUUGCCAACAUUCUGGCUCCAGGAGCUAAUAACAUUCCUGAUGCAUUCAUCGUUGGUGGUCCUUAUGAGGAAGAAGAAGGAGAACUCAACCACCCUGAGGACAGAGAAUUUAGGAACCUAGCACAGUGCAUGAAGAAAAAGAUUGUUUGGGACUUGGAAAGUUGCUGCUAUCUUGAUCCUCCUUCAGUGAUCAGUUUUCAGAAGCAAAUUAUUGAUUGCCGGCUUUGGCCUGUAGAGAUCACAAGAGUUCCUCUGGUUGUUGUACCCAAAGGGAAAGCUGGCAAACUUGAUAAGACUGAGGAUGAAAGUCAGCUUUCAUUUCAUGGAGUAGCUUAUGUUAAUAUGGUCCCAUUGCUAUAUCCAGGUGUGAAGAGAAUUCGGGGAGCUUUCCAUGUUUACCCUUACCUAGACACUACAGUCCAUGAAAAGACUAAGUGUUUAUUUAGCUUAUUCCAGGAUACUGGCUAUCAUUUCAUUCAAAAUAAUAAAAUAGGAGGAAUUAAUUCUCACUUGGCCAAACAAGUUGUUUCUAAGAAUCUGAAAGAAGAGAAAACAGCCAAAGAAAAAGAUAUAGAUGGAAGGCUUAGGCCUGGGGAUGUGCAAGCAUCUAGUAUAAAAUCUCAGAGCUCAGAUAGGCCGUUGGAAGGUGAACCCCCUCCAAGCCAUAAUCCAGAGGGACAGCAAUAUGUAGAAGCAGGGACGUACAUUGUGUUGGAGAUUCAGCUGGACAAAGCCUUGGUUCCAAAACGAAUUCCAGAGGAGCUAGCCAGAAGGGUCAAGGAAAUGAUUCCGCCAAGGCCACCUCUUACACGUCGGACAGGAGGAGCUCAGAAGGCAAUGAGUGACUACCACUCACAGAUCAAGAACAUUUGUAGAGCCAUUCUGGAUGAGCACCACAGAAUGUUUGGAAAACAGGUGGCCAAACUGGGGAAUGAUAUAGAUAGUGAGACCCUAGAGGAGCAAAAGUGCCUCAGCUAUGAACUUAAUUGCUCUGGAAAAUACUUUGCUUUCAAAGAACAACUCAAGCAUGCUGUGGUAAAGACUGUGAGAGAGAAAUACCUGAAGACAACAUCAUUUGAAAGCCAGGAGGAACUGCAGACAUUUAUCAGUGAGCUCUAUGUGUUCUUAGCAGAUCAGAUGCAUGUGGCCCUAAACCAGACCAUGCCAGAUGAUAUCCAAGACACUAUUUAAACCAUUUAUACAAGCAAUGAACAGCUUCGACUCUUUGCAUUUGAAGCAGAAGUCAAUGAGAACUUUGAAAUGGCAGCAGUAUAUUAUGAGGAGGGAAAUCAUGAUGAGAACCAGAGUGUAAACCACCAAGUGGCUCAGGAAGAUGCUCAGUGUCUCUAUCAAGCUGCUCUCACCAUCAUGUGCCUGCACCGGCGCCCACCCAUGGCACCUGUACCAGCCCCCACCUCCACGCGCCUGCACCGGCCCUCACCUCCACGCACCUGCACCGUCCCUCACCCUGACGCAGUGGCACAGGCCCCCACCACCCCGAUGCAUCUGAAGGGGCCCUCACUCCCCCGCCCUCAACCCCAAGCGCAGGCAAUGGCCCCCACCCUCAUGCACUGGCACCGGCACCCACACUCAUGUGCUAGCCCGGCACUCACCCCCACAUGUCUGCACUCCGCUCACCCACACGGGCCUACACAGGCCCUCACCUCCAUGCACCGGCACUGGCCCUCACCCCCCCACGUGCUGGCGCCGGCCCUCACCAUCACGCACCUGCACCAGCCCUCACCCCCAUGUGCCUGCACUGUCCCUCACCCUGACACAGUGGCACUGGCCCCCACCCCAUGCGUCUGCAGGAGCUUUCACCCCCACGCACUCACCCCCAAGCGCAGGCACUGGACCGAACCCCCACGCACCUGUACCUGA
This is a messenger RNA of Lemur catta (Ring-tailed lemur), 2100 nucleotides long. RefSeq names its product cilia- and flagella-associated protein 70-like. Gene Ontology annotation, biological process: cilium assembly; cilium movement. Gene Ontology annotation, cellular component: extracellular exosome; motile cilium. The record is from RefSeq and is a predicted model, not a curated record. Lineage: Eukaryota; Metazoa; Chordata; Mammalia; Primates; Lemuridae.